Mugil cephalus (flathead mullet) is the source of this 4291-nucleotide messenger RNA. Its product is annotated as gastrula zinc finger protein XlCGF57.1-like. Lineage: Eukaryota; Metazoa; Chordata; Actinopteri; Mugiliformes; Mugilidae. The coding region runs from base 149 to 1996 and encodes 615 amino acids. Gene Ontology annotation, biological process: regulation of transcription by RNA polymerase II. Gene Ontology annotation, molecular function: RNA polymerase II cis-regulatory region sequence-specific DNA binding; DNA-binding transcription factor activity. The record is from RefSeq and is a predicted model, not a curated record. The transcript is spliced from 3 exons.
AAAAGAAUGUGGCCAGUAAGUCCCAGAGAGCUGCAGGAAUGUGAAACAUCCUCAGAAGGAGAGUUUAGAUGCGGACUGGGAGUCAGAUCAUUUUGCUUCCUCUUCUUCUGACCUUUACACUGUGGUCAUCCCAGAGGUACAGAACCAGAUGUCGGUGGAUCCCAGUUGCCCUCCAAAGUCAUUUGUCCAAUGUAUGCUUUGGAGUGAUAUUGAUGCUUGGACAUCGGUAUCAAUGCACCAUUGUGAAAGCGUGUCCUCUCCACUCACAGUGGAAAAGUCCAGAGAGGAAGACGAGGAAGGAAAGUCCUUUUUAAAGCAGUUUUUGGACAUGGAUGUUUUUGUCGCCAAGGUUACAAGAGUUGAGAGUUUGAGAGAGUUGAUUAUCCGGAGACUAACUGCUGCUCCUGAAGAAAUACUUGCACUCUUUGAAAAAGCUGUCGUCCAGUACAAGAAAGAGAUUGAUCAUCGCUGCAGACUUCUGGAUAUUAUCUGGAAACCCGAAAUAAAGUUACACAGAACAGACCUUCCACAGCAGCAUGUCUGCACAAAGGAAGAAUUUCUCACUCAGCAACAGCUCUGUAACAAGGGGAGUAAAUCCAGUGUGGACCAGGAGGAGCUUCCACAGAUUAAAGAGGAAGAGGAGAAACCAGAACCUCCACAGAUUAAAGAGGAACAGGAGGAACCAGAAACUCCACAGAUUAAAGAGGAGCAAACGGUACCAGAACCUCCACAGAUUAAAGAGGAACAGGAGGAGCUCUGCAUCAGUCAGCAGGGGGACUAUCUUGUUCUUGUUCUGGAGACUGAUUAUUGUAUGGAGACUCUUACUAAAGAGGAAUGUGAGCGCAAUCAAUCAGAACCAAAAAGUGACCAGCUCCUCUCUUACAACUCUCCUGUAGCUAAGAGCCCAGAUCAGGAAGGAAACAAGCAAGUAGACUCAGGAUCAAGUGGAAAUGCAAAGCCGAGUCCAAAGAAUAGACCUCAAAAAGGCACAAGUCCCAACAACAAUAUAGACAACUGUCCCAUGUCAGGGAAUCAGUGUGAUACUGAUACAGGUAGAAAGUCUUUAACAUGUGACGUCUCUGGAAAAGAUUUUGGGUCAAAGUACAAUGUGAAGACACAUUAUAGACUUCACACAGGGGAGAAACCUUAUACUUGCACAACAUGCGGAAAUAGUUUCAAUGUCAGGUAUAAUUUCAAUGAACAUAUGAAGACUCACACAGGCGAGAAGCCGCAUCCUUGUGAAAUUUGUGGUAAAAGUUUCGAUCGACGCUCUUAUUUAACUGGGCACAUGAGGACUCACACAGGUAAGAAGCCAUUCCCUUGCAAAAUGUGUGAUAAAACCUUCAGAACAAGAUCUGAUGUAACUGUCCACAUGAGAAUUCACACAGGUGAGAAGCCAUAUUCCUGUGAAACGUGUGGUAAAACCUUCACACAAAGAGGUCAAUUAAUUGCUCACACGAGGUUUCAUGCAGGUGAGAAGCCGUAUCCUUGUGGAAUAUGUGGUAAAACCGUCAGUCAAAAAGUUCAAUUAAUUCGUCACAUGAGGAUUCACACAGGGGAAAAGCCGUAUUCUUGUGAAACAUGUGGUAAAACCUUCAAAUCAAGACCUGAGUUAAAGGUCCACAUGAGGGCUCACUCAGAUGAAAGGCCAUAUUCUUGUGAAACAUGUGGUAAAACUUUCAAAUCAAGAUGUGAGUUAAAGAUCCACAUGAGGGCUCACUCAGAUGAGAGGCCAUAUUCUUGUGAUACGUGUGGUAAAACCUUUAAGCAAACCUCACAUUUAGCGGAACACAUGAAGAUUCACACAGGUAAGAAGCCAUAUUCUUGUGAAACGUGUGGGAAAGCCUUCAAAACAAGAUCUCAGUUAACUGGUCACACGAGGAUUCAUACGGGUGAGAAGCCACAUUCUUGUGAAACGUGUGGGAAAGCCUUUAGUAAAAGAUGUACAUUAAAGCUCCACAUGAGGACUCACAGAGUUGAGGGGUCAUCUUCCUGAAAAAAAAAAAACAAAAUUCAGUUUUAAAAAUACGUUGGAAUUUGCUCAGUUUGAUUAUUGUGGCAGACAUCUGAUCUUAAUAUUCUUUCAGAUGAGGUUAAAUCAGAUCAAAGGAUAGCCUCGCCCUCUGCCUAUCUAAAGGAUAGAGUUGGAUACUGAACUUUGAUAAGUUUGUAGACUGAAAUGCUCUGAUCCUACCAAACAUUGAAAAUUAAUAAUCUCUCCGUGCCAAAUUCCAAUACCAAAGUAAGUAAAUUUUAGCAUCUCCAAGUCGAUAGUCAUUUGGCAUAUGUGUGCCAAGAUCUAAAGUUACUGGUGAUUGGCCUUUAAAUGUUGUAUUGACAUCAAAGAUUGCAGCUAAAGAUGUUUAUGUUCAUUUUGAUUUGUGAUUUGAAUGACCAGUAAAAUGGAAAAUAAAAGUUUUUGUGCUAUAAUGCCAAUGUAUCUUUGCUGUUUUUCAAAUAGCCAGGGUCACCACAAACAGAAAUCAAGACAGAUUUUGACCAAACAUAUAAAAGAAGGGCUUUUUUUUUUUACCAUUUGAUAAUGAGAAACACAAGAAAAAUCCGUCCGUAGCUCGCUUCAUUGUGACCCACGGCUAACUUCACCGUGUCACUACGAGCCGGUUGUUGCCGUUGCAGUGAACCGAAUCUCUACGUGAACCGCGCGUAUGCACGUCAGACCAUGCGUGCGCACAAUUGAUGAAAGACAUGUCCUUUGAAAUGUUAACACACACCCAUUUAACUAAAUACAUACUUUAUUAAAACUCCGAAAAAAGGCUUUAAUCGAUAACGAUAAUCGAAUUAACUAAUAUAUGGACCAAAGUAAAUGCCGUGUCAUCGUCAUAAUUUAUUAUCACAAUUAAAAUCGUCAAUCAUAGCAAUUCAGUUAUAGUUAAUUAAUCUUUCAAUGGAGUAGACCAUAUGAAAAUGUUCAUAUUGAAAUGUAACAUUCUCUUAAAUAGUUAUAUAGGCCCAUAAUUGAUAGGUGAUUGAUAGGUGAGGAGUUUUGUAGUGCCAUGACUGCUCAUCUGUAGUUGAUUUCAUUGAUUAAUUGGCAUGGAAGAUAUAUAAAGGAGUCCAAUUUACCUCCAACGAAGUGGAGAGAUGGCAGAUCUAGCCGUGCUGGAAGAUAUCGCUGCCCGUGCAUUCAGGAGAGAUCGCAUGUCCAGGGACCGUCAAAACACGUUUGACGAAACUGAGUUGUACAAUUCCCUGGAGGUUGAAGUCUUGUCCUGCUACAACACCAUUCAUGCCCAAAGAGUGCGAAUAUCUCCUCAGCAGCAGUAGUUAGUCCCUGGAUGGUCAACUCUCUCAAGCGCUCAGCUGAAGACAUGUUUAUGCAACAGCUCAAAGAUUUAUCCUGCAACCGCUCAAGCUUUGUCUAAGACGCGGAGACACGACACCACCGGCUUCCAGUAAUACGGUCGAGCGCGUCGUGGUUCGCAGUUUGCGAGUCAAGCCGUAAUUACGGUAUAGGUACUGGGACAGUUCAAAAUGCAAGGGAAAAAAAGAAGGGAAAGCAAACCCUUCAGAUUUAAGAAAUCCUUUUUCUGAGCAAGUAAAAUUCGACCUCGGCUGGCUUGACUCGUAAAUUGCGAACCACGACUCACUUGACCGCAGUGGAUUUUUCUUGCACGUCUAACUCUGUAAUUAAAGUCUAGAUGCCCGGGUCAGGCAAAAGGCAAAUAAAUAAAUAAAGCAGCAUAAGUGUCAGAUUUUGAAAAUCCGUUCCCGGAUCCGUUGCCACAAUUAAUGAUGUCACAGUAUAUAAAUAUAUGUUGUGAUUUUGAAAGAGGGAAAAAUCCCGCCACCUAAAGGCAUCCUGACAAUUCAGUUUCUUAUUUUGAGUCAUAAGAGCCUUUCCUUCAUAGGUUUACUCACAUAUUGUAUUGAUUCUUAUUCACAGUGACCCUGAUUACUACUGUACAUCAUUGCAAGACAUGUAAAAUUUCGAAGAAAAUCAAUGACAAAUUCCCCCCAUCUAAAGGCGUCCUCCCAAUUCAAUUUCUUAUAUUCAUAGUCUCAAAAGCCUUUUCUUUAUAGGUUUGCUCAAAAGCUGACUUUGAUUCUUUUUCACAGUAAGCUCGAAUAUUAUUGUAUAAUAUUUCAAGUCAUUUUACUGUAACAUUUUAAAGAAAGUCACUCAACCUAAAAGUGUCCUGACAGUUCAACUCCUCAUAUUCAAAUAGUCAUAAAAUAUUGUCCUUCGUAGGUUUGCUCAAGUAUUGAUUCUUGACUCUUGUUCACAGCGACCCCGACUGCUACUGAACAACAUUUCAAGUCAUUUUACUUU